Girardinichthys multiradiatus is the source of this 3197-nucleotide messenger RNA. Its product is annotated as double C2-like domain-containing protein alpha. NCBI's taxonomy places the organism in Eukaryota, Metazoa, Chordata, Actinopteri, Cyprinodontiformes, Goodeidae. Bases 355 to 1650 code for a protein of 431 amino acids. The transcript is spliced from 11 exons. The record is from RefSeq and is a predicted model, not a curated record.
CCCACCUCCUCUGCAAUCUGCAGCCUGAGGAGGGAGGUGAGUUAAUCUAAUACAUGUGUAGUGUGAUUAAAGGAAGAGCUUCAUUGCUGUUGACAUUUCAGAUGAAUGUGAAGCUUGGCGAGAUAUUAAACACUCUGGAAUCACAGUGAAAACAGGAGCAGCGAGGCGGAAACAGAAGGAGUUAAAAGUCUGGACCUGUCACAAGGAGAUCUCCCUCCUCUUCCUCCUCCUAAUCCUCCACCUCCUCCUGCCGACUCCUCGGCUGCUCGCUGCCCGUCUCACCACCUGUCAGUCCACACUCUUCGUCCACUUGUUUGUGCAGGAAUCUCCUCCACUCCCAUAAUCAAAGACUCUAUGACGGUGCAGAGAGGAAAGAAGCUCAGCAUCUCCAUCCAGGAACACAUGGCCAUAGACGUCUGCCCUGGUCCCAUCAGACCCAUCCAACAAAUCUCUGCCUACUUCCCCCGCCUGUCCCCCACGUCUCCCACCCCUACCUCUCCGAACCCCUCCUCCUCCCCGGUGGCCCUCAGCCCCCCAGCGGGGUCCGCGAUGGGCAGGGCCCACCUGCUGUCGCCCCUGCAGGCCCACAGCAGGUGGGGUCCGGGUGGCUCCUCGUCCCAGAACAGCAGCAUGGACACGUCGGUGGAGAUCAAUAGUGACGACAGUGACGACUGCACUGCUCUGGGAACGCUGGAGUUCGAGCUUAGAUACGACCAGAGCUCCAGCGAGCUGCACUGCACCAUGCUUCGAGCCAAGGGUCUGAAGCCGAUGGACUUUAAUGGUUUAGCUGAUCCGUACGUCAAACUGCACCUGCUGCCUGGAGCCAGUAAGGCCAACAAGCUGAAAACAAAGACGAUCCGAAACUCCCUGAAUCCUGUCUGGAAUGAAACGCUCACCUACUUCGGGAUCACGGAGGAGGACAUGCACAGGAAGACGCUCAGGUUGACCGUCUGCGAUGAGGACAAGUUGACCCAUAAUGAGUUGAUCGGAGAAUCCCGAGUUCCUCUGAAACGUAUGAAACCCAACCAGACCAAACAUUUCCACACCUGCCUGGAGCAUCCACCACCGCUGCCCUCACCCACUGCCAUGGGUGAAGCCCUCAGAGGAAUAUCCUGCUAUCUAAGAGAGUGGGAGAACGAGCAGCUGCACAGCCUGGAGGAGAGAGGUCGUCUGCUGCUCUCCCUCCAGUUCCUGCCUCCCGUCUGUCCAGACGAUACUGAUGCAGAUGGAGGAGGUGAAAGCCGGCGCAGUGGAGGUCUCUGUGUGGGUGUGAAGCGCUGUGCUCACCUGGCAGCCAUGGACGUCAACGGAUUCUCCGACCCCUAUGUCAAAAUAUAUCUGAAGCCCGACAUUCAGAAGAAAUCUAAGCACAAAACAGCAGUGAUGAAAAAGACACUCAACCCUGAAUUUAACGAGGAGUUCUUCUAUGAGAUCUCGCUGUCGGAGCUGUCCAAGAAGACUCUGGAGGUGACCGUGUGGGACCAUGAUCUUGGACGCUCCAAUGACUUCAUCGGUGGUGUCUGCUUUAGUUGCCGUUCCCAGGGAGAUGCCCUCCGUCACUGGAUGGACUGCCUGAAGAACAAGGGUCAGCGGGUGGAGCGGUGGCACGUCCUGACCAACGAGCUGCCGCGGAGCUUCGUCCACAGCUAACAACAUCCGCCACCGCCUCCACGCAUGCAGACAGCCACUGUCAGGGAUCACAUAUUUCAUGCAGAUCCUCUGCAUUCAUCUUGGGAUAGAAACCUUCACAGGAACAGGCCACGUGGAGUGAAGCCGGUGAUUGGUGUGCCUUCAUCACUGAUCAUCUGGAAAUAUUGAGCCCAUUGACUCUGUCAUCACCUACUCUCUGCACUCACUACCACAGGGACCUAAUUGAACUCCAGCUCUGUAAAUUAAUAAAGGAAGAACCACCUUCAGCAUGUUUACAUUAACUGCAGCGGACAACUCAGUCAUGUCUGGAUAACUUCUGGUUCAUGUUUUUCUACAGUUUAAAACCAGAUGUUAUUUUUCUGAACAAAACCCAUCACUGCAUGAAGCUAGUCAUUAUUAUAAUGAAUUAUUAGUAUAAUCUGUGAAGUCUUGCAUUAUGGAGCCUCUAAACUGCCAUCUCAGAUUUUUAUUUAAUGUUAGCUGUGCAAACUGUGGGGACUAAAACUGCCCAGAUUAUUAACGUAUGCAGAGAAAAGACAUCUUCAGCUGGAUGGCUUGGAUUUCUGCCAUGUAUCUCCACAAGUCAGAUAACUCCAUCAGAGAAUCAAUCAUUGACCCUUGACCCAAGGAGGCCUGAUACCAAUUAGACAUAUAAACCACCUUGUUCUCAAACCUGGUGCUUGUUACGGUCAUCUCAUACCUCGGCACCGUGGCCCAGCUUCUUCUGAUCUUCUGGUUCAGAACAGGCCGUUGGUCUCAAUCUCAUCUUUCCAGAAGACUCUGUCCAGAACUCUAAAGAGUCCGGGAAUCUGAACUGGCACCAGUCAGAACCUUCCAUUUUGUAUUAUUCAUAAUAUCAUUUGAUAUCACUUUUGCUUGCUCAGAACCAUUCCUGAACUGACUGGAUCAUUUUUGGAAUAGUAAUUAAUUUAUAGCCCUAUGGAACGUUGCAGAUGAUCUGGUUGGAGACCGUCGACCUGGUAUGAUUUUCUUUACCAGAUCAGUUAACAAAGAUCUUAAGAACUUGUGGAUCAUCCUGUCAGCAGACCCACUUUAGAUGUUAAAGACUUUAUUGUUCAUCAGCUGGAAGGACUGAGGAGACAUCAUGCUGCUGGACCACAUGAAGCUGAAAAAUGAUGCAUGUUCAUUUUAACACAGAUGCUUUUAAACCAUAUAUGAAUGAUUUGAGAAUUAUUACAAGACCUUAUCAUUUUGGCUACAUAAACUGAACAUUUGUGGACUACUGAUUAAGAACAAUUAGAAAUCACCAAUAAUGAGGAAAGUCAAUUAUUGCUUAAAUUAAUAUUGAUUGUCAAUCAGGCUCAGAAACAUCUAUAAAAGAAUCCCUGCUGGUACUUCAGGGGCUCCGUAAUUCCCCCAUUUACAUGAGACGAUGUUAUUAUGGUAAAACAGUGCAGCAUGCUGUGGGACAUUUACAUGUAAUUCAGAAGCAUCCACUGCAUGUCUUUAAAAACUGCUUUUUCCGAUGAAACGUGCACUGAUAGGUUCAUUUCCAAGUGUUUAUACCAUAAACAUGAUCAGAUUUC